This is a messenger RNA of Medicago truncatula (barrel medic), 2122 nucleotides long. Its product is annotated as polygalacturonase At1g48100. Bases 95 to 1699 code for a protein of 534 amino acids. The transcript has 7 exons. The record is from RefSeq and is a predicted model, not a curated record. Gene Ontology annotation, biological process: carbohydrate metabolic process. NCBI's taxonomy places the organism in Eukaryota, Viridiplantae, Streptophyta, Magnoliopsida, Fabales, Fabaceae. Gene Ontology annotation, molecular function: polygalacturonase activity.
AUAUAAACAUAGCCGUCACCUAGUUUUUGGCAAUAAAAAGAACCCUCUGUUUCUCUCUGCCUCUUCACUCACAUUUCCACAUUAACCACUAAAAAUGAGUGGUUUUAGCUUAAGAGGCUUCACAUACAUGUUACUCAUUGCAUUUCUCAUCUGGUCUUCCAAUUUUGAGUGCUGCAUUGCAAGAAGAGGUAAGCAUUUGAGACAAAGUAGAACUUUCUCAUCCUCUUUGUUUAAGAAGAAAGGUAAGAGUUAUAAUGGAAAUAGUCAUAAUAAAAAUCACCAUAGUGGAGGAUCAAAUUCAAAACCAAAGUCUCCACCACAUAAAAGUACUCCACCAUUACCAAAAUCUCCUCCAUCACAUAAAAGUGUUCCAUCUUCUCCACCAAUUUCUAAACCAAAAUACUCUCCUUCAAUUCCACCACCUAAAGCUAACAAUGGUGUGCAUUCAACUUUCUUCAAUGUGCUAGAUUAUGGAGCUAAAGGAGAUGGUAACACCGAUGACACAAAGGCAUUCCAAGCAACAUGGGCAGCUACAUGUAAAGUAGAAGCAUCAACAAUGGUGAUUCCAGCAAAUUACAUCUUCUACGUGGGACCAAUUUCAUUCUCUGGCCCAUAUUGUAAGGCCAACAUUGUUUUUCAGCUUGAUGGUACAAUUAUUGCUCCAACAAACCCAAAUGCUUGGAGUGGAGUAACACUACAGUGGCUGGAAUUCACAAAACUAGAAGGAAUUACCAUUCAAGGAAAUGGUGUCAUUGAUGGAAGAGGCUCAGUUUGGUGGCAAGAUUUCCCAUAUGACAAUCCAAUUGAUGAUGAAGAAAAGCUUAUAGUUCCUUUAAAUCAAACUCAGAAGCCUCCAAUGCCGGUACAAAAUGAGAUGGGAAGAAAAAUGCCAAGCAACAAGCCAACGGCACUAAGGUUUUAUGGUAGCUAUGGUCCAACUGUCACGGGUAUAACAAUUCAGAAUAGUCCUCAGUGUCAUCUAAAGUUUGACAAUUGCAAUGGGGUCCUUGUUCAUGAUGUGAGUAUUUCAUCUCCUGGUGAUAGCCCUAAUACCGAUGGAAUUCACCUUCAGAAUUCCAAAGAUGUGUUGAUUCACAGCAGCAAGUUAGCAUGUGGAGAUGAUUGCAUUUCUAUACAAACUGGAUGCUCAAAUGUAUAUGUACACAAUGUCAACUGUGGUCCGGGACAUGGAAUCAGCAUUGGAAGUUUAGGAAAAGAUAACACCAGAGCCUGUGUCUCAAACAUUACUGUCAGAGAUGUCAACAUACACGACUCAAUGAAUGGUGUUAGAAUCAAAACAUGGCAGGGUGGAUCUGGUUCAGUACAGGGAGUAUUAUUCUCAAACAUACAAGUUUCAGAAGUUCAACUUCCAAUUGUAAUAGACCAAUUCUAUUGUGAUAAAAGGGUAUGCACAAAUCACACAUCAGCAGUGUCUCUAGCAGGAAUCAACUACGAAAGAAUAAAAGGAACAUACACAGUUAAACCAGUACACUUUGCUUGCAGUGAUAGCCUGCCAUGUGUAGAUGUUUCUUUAACCACUGUUGAGUUAAAACCAAUUCAAGAAAAAUAUCAUCUAUAUGAUCCAUUUUGCUGGCAGACUUUUGGUGAAUUAAGAACUCCAACUGUCCCACCAAUUGGUUGUUUACAGAUUGGGAAACCGUCGAAUAAUCGAAUUCAAACUGAUCACGAUAUAUGUUGAAUCGUUGAUGUGGCGUAUGUUUGGACCUGCAGUGAAAAUUUCUUCUCGCGUCCGAAGGCAAUCUUGCCCACAACCAACCUAUAAAACUAAAGUUCCACGUCGAUGUGGUUUUCCUAAACACACUGCAUGACGGAACAAAGGCCUAAAUUCAUAUGGUUGUUGAUGUUGCUAUUAUUCGAAAAAAGGCAAGUCUCACAUCAACGAAGAUAUGCUAUUAAUUAUAGGUAGAAUGUAUAUUCCAGAGUCCUAGUUCUAUAGGGAAUUUUAAAUUUUAUUAAUGAGAAUGUUAUUAUAUACUAUAUUAUAAUUAUCAGCCCUACUUUAUGCAAGAGGCUAAGAGUAUAUCUUUUAUUUGUGAUAAAAUGUAGCCUUGCAGCUAAAAUUGUCAUUGUGUGUGAUAUAUUAUUUAUUACAGAAGUGCUA